AUCACCAGAUGUCCACAGGGAAACAGACCCAGGGAUCAUCGACUGGAGAAUCCACCCAGGAAUCGUCUUCUGUCCCAGUGGGAGACACAUCCUCAGAUCACCAGAUGUCCACAGGGAAACAGACCCAGGGAUCAUCGACUGGAGAAUCCACCCAGGAAUCGUCUUCUGUCCCAGUGGGAGACACAUCCUCAGAUCACCAGAUGUCCACAGGGAAACAGACCCAGGGAUCAUCGACUGGAGAAUCCACCCAGGAAUCGUCUUCUGUCCCAGUGGGAGACACAUCCUCAGAUCAUCAGAUGUCCACAGGGAAACAGACCCAGGGAUCAUCGACUGGAGAAUCCACCCAGGAAUCGUCUUCUGUCCAAGUGGGAGACACAUCCUCAGAUCACCAGAUGUCCACAGGGAAACAGACCCAUGGAUCAUCGACUGGAGAAUCCACCCAGGAAUCGUCUUCUGUCCCAGUGGGAGACACAUCCUCAGAUCAUCAGAUGGCCACAGGGAAACAGACCCAGGGAUCAUCGACUGGAGAAUCCACCCAGGAAUCGUCUUCUGUCCCAGUGGGAGACACAUCCUCAGUUCCCCAGAUGUCCACAAGGGGACAGACCCAGCGAUCAUCGACUGGAGAUUCCACCCAGGAACCAUCUUCAGUUCCAGUGGGAGACACAUCUUCAGAUCACCAGAUGUCCACAGGGAAACAGACCCAUGGAUCAUCGACUGGAGAAUCCACCCAGGAAUCGUCUUCUGUCCCAGUGGGAGACACAUCCUCAGAUCCACCCUCCGUACCAACUGAUGAACCCCAGGAAACAACAACUGAACCCCUAGAGGACUUGUCCACCACCCCAGAACAAGAUACAAGCUCAGAUCCACCGUCGGGCCCAACUCGGGAACCUCAGGGAGCAACGAGUGGAGACUCUGGUCAGGGUUUGUCCAGUGACCCAGCAGGGUCUGCAAGCUCAGUUCCCCAGAUGUCCACAAGGGGACAGACCCAGGGAUCAUCGACUGGAGAUUCCACCCAGGAACCAUCUUCAGUUCCAGUGGGAGACACAUCUUCAGGGCCCAAGGGUGCUGGAGGUGAUCAACACAAAGAGUCAACAACCGGAGAGCCCAGAGGGGCACCGUCCACUGCCCCAAAGGAAGAGACGUGUUCAGCCCCCUGGAUGCUGACGGAUGAGGAGUGCGAGAGGUUGAUCAGCGAGGCACAAGUGCUGUUCAUCGGGGACCAGGACUUGGGAUCGCCCGAGGAUAUGAAGGCCUAUCUCCAGGAGUUACGUGAGAUCCUGAGGAAGCAGCUCCCCUGCAAACAAAAACCCUAGGAUUAACAGACCGGAAAACACCAGCAGAGGGGAAGGACAUGAGCAGAAGGUCCUGCAUUCGGAUCAUCGAC
Leucoraja erinaceus (little skate) is the source of this 1384-nucleotide messenger RNA. RefSeq lists its product as uncharacterized. The annotation marks the transcript as partial. The record is from RefSeq and is a predicted model, not a curated record. NCBI's taxonomy places the organism in Eukaryota, Metazoa, Chordata, Chondrichthyes, Rajiformes, Rajidae. The transcript is spliced from 14 exons.